Phytophthora sojae is the source of this 1194-nucleotide messenger RNA. RefSeq lists its product as hypothetical. Gene Ontology annotation, biological process: fatty acid beta-oxidation. Gene Ontology annotation, molecular function: acetyl-CoA C-acetyltransferase activity. The transcript has a single exon. The coding region runs from base 1 to 1194 and encodes 397 amino acids. The record is from RefSeq and is a predicted model, not a curated record. Lineage: Eukaryota; Oomycota; Peronosporomycetes; Peronosporales; Peronosporaceae.
AUGGUGCUCAAGAACGUGUACAUCGUGGCGGCCAAGCGCACGCCCUUCGGCAACUUCGGCGGCAAACUUAAGGACGUGACGGCCACGGACCUGUGCGCGCAGGCGGCCAAGGCGACGAUGGCCGCCGCCAAGCUGGACCCGGCGCUCGUGGACACGGUGCAGGUGGGCAACGUGGCGCCCACGUCGGCCGACGGCGCGUACAUCGCGCGCCACGUGCAGCUCAAGGCCGGCAUCCCCAUCGAGAAGCCGGCGCUCACCAUCAACCGCCUGUGCGGCAGCGGCUUCCAGUCGGUCGUGGGCGGCAUGCACGAGAUCCUGCUGGGCGAGGCCGAGAUCGCGCUCUGCGGCGGCGCCGAGAACAUGUCGCAGAGCCCGCUGGCCGUGUACGGCCACCAGGCGCGCUUCGGCGUGGGCCUCGGCGCCGGCCUCAACCUGCAGGACACGCUCUGGUCGGCGCUCACGGACUCGUACGUCAAGACGCCCAUGGGCAUGACGGCCGAGAACCUCGCCGAGAAGCACGGCAUCACGCGCGAGGAGUGCGACGCCUUCGGGCUGCGCAGCCAGACGCGCUGGGCCGAGGCGCAGGCCGCCGGCUGGUUCGACGCCGAGCUGGCGCCGCUGGAGGUCAAGGCCGGCCGCAAGACGGAGGAGUUCGCCGUGGACGAGUCCCCGCGCAGUGUGGACAUGGCCAAGCUGGCCAAGCUUAAGCCCGUGUUCAAGAAGGACGGCGUGGUCACGGCCGGUAAUGCCUCGGGCAUCUCGGACGGCGCCGGCACGGUGCUGCUGGCCAGCGAGGAGGCCGUGAAGAAGCACAACCUCACGCCUCUGGCGCGCGUCGUGAGCUACCAGGUGUCAGGAGUGGACCCGACCAUCAUGGGCAUCGGCCCCGUGCCCGCCAUCACGGGCGCGCUCAAGCGGGCAGGACUGAAGAAGUCGGACAUUGACAUCUACGACAUCAACGAGGCCUUCGCCGCGCAGUGGUUGGCCUGUGUCAAGGAGCUGCAGAUCGACCCGGAAAUUGUCAACCAGGCCGGCGGUGCCAUUGCUCUCGGACACCCGCUGGGCGCCUCCGGAAGCCGCAUCACGGCACACCUCGCGCACGCGCUGCAGCGUACGGGCAAGAAGUACGCGGUCGGAUCGGCUUGCAUUGGCGGCGGACAGGGCAUCGCUCUCGUGCUGGAGAACACGGCAUAA